CUGCCACAGUCUGUCACACACACACACACACACACACACACAGCGAGCAGGAGAGUGUGUGGAGACGAGGACGAUGGCAACGGUGGGACAGAAGGUGGUUCUGAUCACCGGAUGCUCCUCCGGAAUCGGGCUGAAGAUCGCAGUUCUCCUCGCCAAGGACGAGAACCAGAGAUACCACGUGAUAGCGACGAUGAGAGAUCUAAAGAGGAAGGACAAGCUGCUGGAGGCAGCAGGAGAUACGUACGGCAAAACGCUGUCCCUUCUCACCCUCGACGUCUGCAGCGAGGAGUCCGUCAAACAGUGUAUAAACAACGUCAAAGACCGGCAUAUAGAUGUCCUGAUUAAUAACGCAGGAAUCGGACUGGUGGGGCCAUUGGAGAGUAUCGGGAUAGACGAGAUGAAGAAGGUAUUUGAGACAAAUUUUUUUGGAGUUAUACGAAUGAUAAAAGAAGUGAUGCCCGAUAUGAAGAAGCGCAGAUCUGGACACAUCAUUGUCAUGAGUAGCGCCAUGGGACUGCAAGGUGUGGUAUUUAAUGAUGUCUACGCUGCCUCUAAGUUUGCGAUGGAAGGAUUCUGUGAAAGUCUGGCUGUUCAGUUGCUGAAGUUUCAUGUCAAGAUGUCCAUGAUUGAGCCCGGUCCCGUCCACACAGAGUUCGAGAUGAAGAUGUUGGAGGACGUUUCUCAGAAGGAGUACCCAGGAGCUGACCCAGACACUGUCCACUACUUCAAAAAGGUCUACCUGCCAUCGUCUGUGGACAUCUUUCAGACAUUGGGACAGACUCCAGAUGACAUUGCCAAGUGUACCAAAAAGGUGAUUGAGGCGAGUAAUCCCCGGUUCCGGAACCUGACGAACCCGCUGUACACACCCAUCGUGGCGUUGAAGAUGGCAGAUGAAACAGGGGGGCUAUCAGUCAAUGCCUUCUACCACCUGCUCUUCAACCUGGGGGGACUGAUGCACAUCAGCAUGACGGUACUCAGGUGGAUGACCUGCGGGUGCUUACGCAGCCGGACCAUCUCACCCAAUUAACGAAAUGAGCUGAGAGACAGUGAGCCAGCAACCAGAGGAUUACCGGGGCUGCAUCCAAACCUCAUGGUUAUUAGGGUAUUAGAAACCUUGGAGCAGUUGAACAGCAUUUUUCUUUUGUUUUAUUUGUGCUAAUAAUGUAUAUUCUGAACAGACUGUUCUGGUAAAACCUAAUUAACUGACUUAUCAAUCUACUCAGGCUUUAGUAGAGCUUAGUAUCCUUACUGCCAUAUGCCGAUUCUAAAGCAAAUUUUUUUCAAGUGUUUAUGUAUUUGUUCUUCUCAUUCUAGAUAGCAAAUGAACCAGUAGACCUUACCAAGAAUGUUCUAAUACAAAAAUGUUGGAAUUAAUGCUUAUUGAGAUUUUAAGUGAUUAUAAAAUGUUAUUGAUGAACAAUGCUUAUACUUAAUGCUUAUAUUGUUAUUAUUAUUAUUAUUAUUAUUAUUAUUAUUAUUAUUAUUGUAUUAUUAUUGUUCUUCUUGUGUUUUUUCUGGUUGUGCAUUUAAAAUAUCCUCCUACUGCUGCCUCAUUAUGACUGGACCUGAUGUUCUUUAGCAAUGUUAGCUAGCACAGUCAAACAAUUUACAUUGAAUGUUCAGCAACAGAUUCAACUUUAAUGUUGUAUCCAGACAUGUAAUGUAGCAAUGUAAUUUUCAAUUGUCCAUUGUUUUUUCUGGGCACAAUGAAAUUAUAGUAUAUUUGUGUGUUUAUCGUUGUAUUGUACAGUAUGGGUGUAUUUCAGUGAUUUGCAUUUUGUACUGAGUGUAAAAUUAAGUAAAUAAAAGUGAAAAAGACCAUAAGAAAAUGUA
Molecule: messenger RNA, 1833 nt
Organism: Astyanax mexicanus (Mexican tetra)
Lineage: Eukaryota; Metazoa; Chordata; Actinopteri; Characiformes; Acestrorhamphidae
Product: retinol dehydrogenase 8-like
Exons: 6
Coding region: 74-1027 (317 amino acids)
Biological process (GO): estrogen biosynthetic process
Cellular component (GO): cytoplasm
Molecular function (GO): estradiol 17-beta-dehydrogenase [NAD(P)+] activity
Source: RefSeq, a predicted model, not a curated record